This is a messenger RNA of Malaya genurostris, 1804 nucleotides long. RefSeq lists its product as uncharacterized. The record is from RefSeq and is a predicted model, not a curated record. The transcript has 2 exons. Bases 222 to 1733 code for a protein of 503 amino acids. Lineage: Eukaryota; Metazoa; Arthropoda; Insecta; Diptera; Culicidae.
UUUACCUUUACCGCGAGCAUUAUUUUUGUGUAAUUUGAUAAUCUUAAAAAUUUCAUCUCUUUUUAUCUGAAUUUUCAAGUUUAUAGCUUAUAUGCAUGUGUAGUCUGUGUUCGCAUAAAGAACGGUCAGUUUUAAUACAAAUUUAGACUUUAUUUUUGUGGUAUCGUGUUAAUAUAUGGACGCUCAAAACCGGCGAAGUGAACAUCAACAUUAAAAGAACAAUGAAAGCGAUCAAAUUUCUAGCAUUAACCGUCAGUCUAUGUCAGUAUUUGUCCUGUGAUGGAACCGUUAAUGCUCAAGCAAACAACGAUGACGAAUUCAUCAAUCCAAACUGGAUAAAGCCAGAUCCGUGGUCCCGCCACGAUCGUGAAAUGCGAAAGAAACAAACCGCUAGAGCGGAGGAAUGUCAGUGCCCUCCGGUGCCACAGUGUGACCCAAUCGAAAAGAGUCUUCUGACUACUGCAAAAGUUGAAACAAUCGAUAAACCGGACGAUAACAAUCGUUUGGCAAUGGUGUUCUAUAAAAAGUUCGUUACGCGGCUCUUUGACGAUUCACAAUUGAUGCCAGAUGACGCGUCAGCCUAUCUGCUGCGGAACGUACAGUUCAAAGUAACGCGUAAGCAGGUGCAAGAUCUAAAGCAAGCCACAACAGCCCGAGAUAUAGACGGAAUUGUGGCCGCUAUAGUGGAACAAUCCAAAGGAAGCGGAUAUCGACCGGUCAUGGAAUCUUUCUGCUGGAAUAUAUCGCUAUUUUUUUCGAGACUAAGUGAGAAUGUAUAUUUGUUAUAUUUUCUACUUCCGACGGUCUGCCUACCGGCAGCCUACAUUUUGGUAAAAAUUCUCUCCCGAAUCAUGCACAUACAUCCGGCAAUCAUCGUAUUCCUGUUGUUUACUACAAUCAGUUUUUUUAUUACAUUUGAUGAAUGCAAUCGGAAGUUGGAAUUGGAAUCACUGGCCAAAUUGAUGCAUCAUGACACCACGAACCCUUGCGACACGCAACAUAAAGCUAACCGAGGAGUGACCGAUUGGUUGACUGGACUGUUCGGCCAAAGUGACGAAGCGAAAUGUAUGGAGCAUCUUCGUAAAACGUUGGGAGCUUCUAGGAAGAUUUGUGAUCCUUCACAAGUGUUUAUGGUAAUGGUGGCAAAGAUUCAGCUCAGCUAUUUUGAGACGUUUUUCGUAAAGAUAAUCGAAAUCUUCAAAACUAGUACGGCUUCAUCGGGCUUCGUGGAAAGUUUUCUAAUCAAGAUACUUCUCAUAUUGCUCGUGUACGUUUUAGUUAAAACUGUAUUGAAAUACGGAAUCUCUGGAUCGUUUAAUUUCUUGGGAAACAUGUUGACGGGUUCACACAGUAAUGGAGCUGUUCCGCAGAAUGCUCUACCCGGCGGUCAAACAACGCAACAGGCCAUCCCGGGAGCAAUGCCAGCUUCGUUCAAUUUCAAAAUCAACAUUGAUCAUGGAAGGAAAAAAAUCACGCGUCCUGAUAUCAACAGAAUCGAGGAAAUUGCAGAUAACGGUAAACCGAAACCCCUGGCUGUUGCGCAGAGUUCCAAAGAAUCACCGAAAAAAUUCGAAGACGGUUCCGGUGAUGCAUCAGUACCCGAUGAGAUCAGCGAUUCCGGGUCGGACAACGAAUCCAUCCAUGUCGAGUGUCAUUUGCCGGAAUUCGAUGGCAACAGGAGAACCCAUGUGAUUGAAAGAAGUUCAACCGGAAACGCUAAUUUUGCUAUCUAGUUUAUGUCAAGCCCUGUUUCCACUGAAUGUCACUGUUUAUUAAUAAAUUAAGAUAAUUUGAUGAGUAAUAA